Molecule: messenger RNA, 1024 nt
Organism: Salvia splendens (bonfire salvia)
Lineage: Eukaryota; Viridiplantae; Streptophyta; Magnoliopsida; Lamiales; Lamiaceae
Product: glutathione S-transferase U25
Exons: 2
Coding region: 334-1002 (222 amino acids)
Biological process (GO): glutathione metabolic process
Cellular component (GO): cytoplasm
Molecular function (GO): glutathione transferase activity
Source: RefSeq, a predicted model, not a curated record
CAUAGUACUUACCUAAUUCUGAAAUUUGAUUAAAACAAUUACACAAACCCUCUCUCCCACACGCCACAGUCCACACCGCCCCUCCCACACGCCACACCCGCCGCGCCACACUCUCACUCUCCUUCUUCCCACCGGCCGGCGACUCCUUCCCAGCAGCGGCGGCUGGCGACUCCUUCCCUUCCCAGCAGCCUGCGGCGGUUCCUAUCGGUUAGAACCGAACCGAACCGAUUCCUUCUCGGUUCCGGUUCUUCGUUUUCGGAAAAUUGGGGAGUCGGUUAACCGACUUUUCGGUUCUGUUACCGAACCGAUUCCCAAAGAAGGUUUGCAAAUAAAAUGAGUGGUGGUGAUGAGUGGAUUUUGAUAGAUUUUUGGUCAAGCAUGUUUGGAUCAAGGGUUAGGAUUGCACUUGCGGAGAAGGGGAUUGUUUAUGAGAGAAGGGAAGAAGAUUUUCCUAAGAAAAGCCGGCUUUUGUUGGAGAUGAAUCCGACUUACCACAAAAUCCCGGUUCUGAUUCACAACGGCAACCCUAUUUGCGAGUCUUGGAACAUCGUGCAGUAUAUCGAUGAAGUUUGUUGCUUCGCGCCGUUUCUCCUUCCUUGUGAUCCCUAUGAGAGAGCUCAGGCGAGGUUUUGGGCUCAUUUCAUUGACCACAAGCUACACACCGCAAGUAUAAAGACAAUGUCGUACAAGACGAAGGAAGAGUUGGGGGCUGCCGAGAAGGAGAUGGUCGAGCACCUGAAGCUACUCCAAGAUGAGCUUGGUGAGAAGGCUUAUUUUGGAGGGGAGGAAGUGGGAUAUCUGGAUGUGAUUUUAGGUGGAUUUUGCACCUGGUUUUCUAUAUAUCAAGACGUGGGAAGCUUCAGCAUCCUUGAUGAACUCCCUAAGCUCAUGGCCUGGGCUCACCGAUGCAUUGAGAGAUGGACCUUCUCCGAAUCUCUCCCCGACCCUGACCGACUUCGCAAUCUCGUGCAUAACUUCAGAAGACGCAAGGGCAUAGAAUGAAUUCAUGGAUCAAUCUGUAUUG